Molecule: messenger RNA, 2730 nt
Organism: Panicum virgatum (switchgrass)
Lineage: Eukaryota; Viridiplantae; Streptophyta; Magnoliopsida; Poales; Poaceae
Exons: 1
Coding region: 1-2730 (909 amino acids)
Source: RefSeq, a predicted model, not a curated record
AUGCUCACCACGCUCACCGACCUCACCGCCAAGGUUUCCGAGCUCGCCACGCAGACCGCCGCUCUCAAGCCCUUGAUCCCGCUCGCCAAGCAACUCGACGGCUUGCCGGACAAGGUCACCACCCUCCGGGCUGCGGCAUUCGAGGGCGCGAGUAAGAUCGCCGCCCUGAGCCUCGCCGUCUCGCGCCUGGAGAAGGCGCAGCGCGGCGACGCUGACCCCGCCAUGGACGUCCUCGCGGGGGCAUCCACAUCAGCACCGGGACCCCUUCCGUUCCGCGAGACGCCGCAUCUUCCUCACCGUGACGCCGAGGGUGAGGAUACCGCAGAUCCACGUUUCCAUCCUCGCACACGCAUCGAAUUCCCAACGUUCGAUGGCAAAGAAGAUCCACUGCCCUGGCUGAAUCGCUGCGAGACGUUAUUCCGGUGCCAGAACACGCCAGAACGUCGGCGCAUUCCGUACGCGUCGCUGCAUCUCACCGGUUCAGCCCAACUCUGGUUCAAUCGGCUAGAGCUGACGUCGGGUACGCCGUCGUGGCGCCGCUUCGCACAACUCGUGCAACAGCGCUUCGGCCCACCCAUAACGGACAGCCCCGUCGGCGAGAUCAUGCUGCUCCGCCGGGACGGUACCGUGGACGACUACACCGACAAGUUUCUCGCCCUCGCCUGCCGCGACGCCGAUCUGACGGAGUCCCGGUUGGUCCAGAUGUACACGGCCGGCCUCGUCAACCCGCUCAAGACCAACGUUGUGCUGCGCCGCCCAUCGACCCUUGAUGACGCCAUCAUGCUCGCCAGGGCCUACGAACAAUGCAUGCAUCUGUCAUCUACAGAUCCAGGGCCGACCAGGGGCUCGCGCUCCUCGCUCCGAUCCUCGUCCACCCACACGGCAACAGCUUCGCCCGCAUCAUCUGCAACCGACACGGCAUCAUCGGCGACGACGGGCUCGGGCAGGACCACAUCACUCGCGUCCACCCUUCCACGCAGGCGUCUCUUACCGGCAGAGAUGACUCAGCGUCGUGCAGAGGGGUUGUGCUAUAACUGCGACGAGAAAUUCGUCGCGGGCCACCGAUGCAAGAAACUCUUCGUCGUUGAGAUCGUCGGGUUCGACGACCCAGAGGCGACCGCGGCGGCCACCGACACCUCAGCCAUGGACGAUGCACCCGGCAUCUCUCUGCAUGCGAUCACCGGCGUCCGAGCGCGCGGAUGUCAGACGAUGAAGGUGCUCGUCUCCGUAGGCGGCGUGACUGGGGUAGCCCUACUCGACUCGGGCUCAUCCCUCAACUUCGUGGACGUCAACAUGGCACGGCGAGUGGGCGUUCAACUCCAGCCGUGCCCGAACCUCUCGGUCACCGUCGCCAACGGCGAUCGCGUGGCGUCUCCAGGCAAGGUGUCGGCUCAGCACGUCAGCAUCGGAGGGGAGGCGUUCAACAUCGACCUAUACGCCCUCCCCUUGGGCGACUACAACAUGGUACUUGGCGUCGAGUGGCUGGGCACCCUGGGGCUGAUCCUCUGGGACUUCGCGAGGCACACGUUGUGCUUCACACGGGCGGGGAAGUCCAUCACAUGGAAGGGCACUGCCACUACACCAGGCCUGGUGUCCGCGUCCCUCAUGAGUCGCGACAGCGACUUGCUCGACACCCUGCUUGAAGAGUUCGAGCAUCUCUUCGCUGAACCCCAGGGUUUGCCUCCAGAGCGCUACCUCUGCCAUCGGAUCCGCCUCAAACCCGGCGCAGGAGCCAUCGCCGUCCGUUCCUACUGCUACGCCCACGCCCAGAAGGACGAACUCGAGCGCCAGUGUGACGAGAUGCUGCGUCUGGGCAUCAUCAGGCACAAUACGUCGGAGUUCUCAUCGCCGGCACUGCUGAUCCGCAAGCGUGACGGCUCCUGGCGCUUUUGCGUGGACUAUCGGGCGCUCAACGACGCCACCAUCAAGGAUAAAUUCCCGAUCCCGGUGGUGGAGGAGCUUCUAGACGAGCUGCGCAGGGCACGUUUCUUCACCAAGCUCGAUAUGCGAUUGGGGUACCACCAAGUGCUCAUGCAUCCCGAUGAUGUCCACAAGACCGCGUUCCGAAUGCACCAGGGCCUGUUCGAGUUCAUGGUGAUGCUGUUCGGCUUCACAAAUGCACCGGCGACGUUCCAAGCGAUGAUGAACGACAUCCUGCUGCCAUAUCUACGCUGGUCCGUUCUCGUGUUCUUCGAUGAUAUCUUAAUCUACAGCUCAUCGUGGUCGGAUCACCUCCGCCACGUUCGCACGCUGCAGGACCACCAGCUCUUCCUCAAGAAGUCCAAGUGCGCGUUCGGGCUUCUGUCGGUGGCGUACCUCGGCCACGUGAUCUCGGAACGUGGUGUCGCAGUGGAUGAGCAGAAGGUGGAGGCCAUCCUAUCUUGGCCGAUUCCUUCCUCAGCCCGCGCCGUUCGGGGCUUCCUCGGAUUGGCGGGCUACUACCGGUGCUUCAUCCGCGACUAUGGCGCCAUCGCCGCUCCGCUCACGGCCCUCCUCAAGAAGGAGGGCUUCCGCUGGAACCCAGAGGCGGAACAUGCGUUCCGGACGCUGCAACGCGCACUAACGGCGGCACCAGUCCUGCAGCUGCCGGCCUUCGACCGCGACUUCAUCGUCGAGUGCGACGCGUCCGGGUCGGGCUUCGGCGCGGUUCUGCAUCAAGGCGGCGGCCCGGUGGCUUUCUUCAGCAAGCCAAUCGCCCCGCGUCACGCCAAGCUCGCGGCGUAUGAAUGA